GCCCAGGAUAGAGUAGAGCAGGAUCUCGGUAACUCAUGGCGCACCAAAAUCUCACCCAACCUUAAACCUUAACCAACUGCAACUCCCACAAAGACGCGCGGCAGUAUAAGUCAAGAGCCGCCAAAACAGAGCUCUGUUGGAGCCCCUCGCUAGGUCUCGUCCACUUCCUGAAGCAGGGACUGCUCAUGAUGCUCGCCCUCGACCAGUUGUCUCCUGCUGCCACCAGCGCACUCACAGUGCUGGGGGCCUUGUGGUGUCUCGACGUGACCCGCCGCGUCGCCAGCCUCUUGUGGCUUCAUCUUCGCCCUUCGAGCCUGGACCGCUAUCUGCUCACUUCCAGCGGCAAGCCGGGCUGGGCUCUCGUCACGGGCGCCACGGGCGGAAUGGGCGCUACCUUUGCCCACGAGCUUGCCUCCAGGGGGUUCAAUGUCGUCCUCCACGGCCGCAGCAGCGACAAGCUCCGCAGGCUUCACGAUAAGCUCGCUGCCGCCCACCCGUCUCGCAAGUUCCGCACUGUCGUCAUCGAUGCCUUUGCCGCCGCCACCGCGGGCGGUUCCGUCUCCGACGGCUGGCUGGCCUCGCUGCAGCACGACGACGACGUCAACCUCACUGUGCUCGUCAACAACGCCGGCGGCGCCAUCGAGGAGACCCGCGGCACUUUUGACGUGAUGCCCGCAGACCGCCUCAUCAAUGACAUGGCCCUCAACGCCCUGUUCCCGAUGCUGCUCAUCCGCCAGGUCAUCCCCUUGCUCGAGCGCAGUGGCCGGGGCCUCAUCCUCAACAUUGGCUCUCUUGCCGACGUUGGCAUGCCCACUCUUGGCUCGUACCCAGGCAGCAAGAGCGCCAUGGUCACCCUCGCCACCCAGCUCAACCGCGAGAUGAUGCUGAGCGGCCUCGACAUCGAGGUCCUCCACACCGAGUUCGGUGCAGUCUACCACGAGACGCAAACCGUCGUCCAGAAGCCGGGCUUCCUCGAGCCGGAAGCCGAGUAUGUCGUCCGGGCGGCGCUGGGAAAGGUCGGCUGUGGCAGGCCAGUGGUUGUCGCGCACUGGGCGCACGCGUUGGGGAGCAGCGCUUUGGCGUUCUUGCCAAGGUUUGUCCUGGAUCGCAUUUUCGUCGGCUUGGCGAGGGAUCUGCACAUGGUGGACUUGAACUUGAAGAAGGACUGAAGGAGCAGUAUGGCUACGGGAUGGAUGAUCCUGUUGUCGCCAGCGAUGAUGAACAGGGGGGUUAGACGUCCAGGCAUGUCCUGUGAAAGGACGCUAAGGACCGCAAUGUCAAUAGGUGCUCGAUUGUAGACUUGGAAGGCCGGUCGUUGGUGGUGGUCAUCAUGUCUUCAUACCGGGGCGGGCGUGGCAGCCAUCAAGAGUUUCAGCGCUCUAAGACCCCCGACGAUGCAAAGGCAGUCCCUCAGGGACAUGAUCGAAAGCAAAGUCCAUUACGCAAGGGAGGAAAUCCAAUUCCUCUAAAGUAUUCAGAGCUUCGUUCCAAAUGUUCAAUAGGGUAAAUUGA
Messenger RNA from Microdochium trichocladiopsis, 1512 nucleotides. RefSeq names its product putative short chain dehydrogenase/reductase. Gene Ontology annotation, cellular component: endoplasmic reticulum. The transcript has a single exon. The record is from RefSeq and is a predicted model, not a curated record. Gene Ontology annotation, molecular function: oxidoreductase activity. The coding region runs from base 186 to 1169 and encodes 327 amino acids. Lineage: Eukaryota; Fungi; Ascomycota; Sordariomycetes; Xylariales; Microdochiaceae.